AUGUUUCUUAAGACCAUAGACCUCACGACUGCGCUUCGCCCGUCCUACCUUCCUGACGAAGUCCUCCUCUUCGUUCAGGACAAUGUCGGCCUUUAUGAGGGCAAGUAUAAACUCCCCAACCAUCAGAAUGGCCAAGUCUACUUGACGUCGCAUCGGGUAUGCUACGUGGACAAAAAUGAACCGCGCAAGUAUUCCGUCGCGCUUGAGCUCAAGGAUGUUGAGCGCUACGAGUCAUACGCUAGGUUCCUCAAAUCUUCGCCCAAAGUCACGCUUGUACCGAAGCCACCGAAGCGCGGCAAUGCUCCCUUGAACAGCCCCGGGUCACUAGGCCGACGAGUAGGUAGCCCUAGGACCCAGCAACCGGAGCAGGUUCCGGUGACCGCGGCCACUUGGGUAUGCGUCAUCUGCAGUUUCUCGAACCCGGUUCCCUCGAACUUCGACCCUACUACAGCUACGGCGAAUAGUCCUACCGGCCCAUCUAAGACGGAUACCCUUAACAGUAUCAAGAUCUCGUUCCGGGGCGGCGGGGACAAGAUCUUUUAUGAGCGUCUGAAGGGCUCCAUGACUCAGAGGAAGUGGCUUCUGCACGGUGCGCCAGCCAUCCCUAAGGGUGGCCGAGGCGAUGAAGAGCUUAGCCCGUCGGGCUCGGCCGGAAUUGCUAGUGACGCGAGGAACACCACGAAAGCAGCCGGAAUCGCAGCACUCGAACAACGAGGCUUGGCCAUGCGAAGAAACAACGAGCUUGUGAUCGGAGAUGCGUUUGAGGACCUCGAGUCCCUGAUGGCAUCCGCGAAAGAGAUCGUGGCGCUAGCAGAGCAAUUUGCUCGACAGGUCAACGGGAUAGGAGGUAGCGCGGCGCUCGAGGCUAGCGCAUUGGUCAACCAGCUUGGCUUGGUGACCACAAAGGAUAUUGUUGGGGGCGGAAGCAGCUCUGAGUCCCUCUACCUCUCUGAACUGGCCCGCAACCUUGCGGAGUUCCUGACGGACGACUCCCGCGGGGUUCUCAAGAAGGCGGGCGGGGUGGUGAGCCUCGUAGACCUCUGGGCCACCUUCAACAGGGCGAGGGGCGGGGUUGAGCUCGUCAGCCCCAAGGACUUUGAGAAGGCUGCAAGGCUAUGGGAAACGCUAAAGCUACCAGUACGGCUGAGGACUUUCAAGAGCGGGGUUAUGGUGGUGCAAGGUCAUGAUCGCACUGACGAGAGCAUCGUCGCGGCCAUUCUCACGUGGCUACAAGAUCUUCAUGAAUUUCCCCCAGAGAAGGAGGUUCCAUGGGAUUGGCAUCAGUUUGGAGUGGGGAUCACAGCACAGGAGGCCGCUCAGCGUUUUGGGUGGAGUCUUGGAGUGGCAGAGGAGGAGCUUGAGAUGGCAGAAGAGAAGGGGGCUCUCUGCCGAGAGGAGGGCGCCGAAGGCCUGAAGUAUUGGAAGAACCACAUCAACACUGGGGACAUCAUUCCUCUGCCGAACCCGGAGGCUCAGGACACCGAGCAGAUAAUGAGAGUCCUUAGAGAGCAGGGGUUUCUCUAA
Parascedosporium putredinis is the source of this 1524-nucleotide messenger RNA. NCBI's taxonomy places the organism in Eukaryota, Fungi, Ascomycota, Sordariomycetes, Microascales, Microascaceae. The record is from the annotation of a GenBank genome assembly.